Molecule: messenger RNA, 2290 nt
Organism: Dipodomys spectabilis (banner-tailed kangaroo rat)
Lineage: Eukaryota; Metazoa; Chordata; Mammalia; Rodentia; Heteromyidae
Gene: Fjx1
Product: four-jointed box kinase 1
Exons: 1
Coding region: 235-1557 (440 amino acids)
Biological process (GO): cell-cell signaling
Source: RefSeq, a predicted model, not a curated record
CGCCCGAGGGUCUCACAGCGAAAUACAAAAGCAGCUGAGAAGAGGCGGCGAGACGAGUUCCCAGCGCCGGGCAGAGCGCCGGGCAGAACCCCGCGGCACCCCACGACCGCGAUGGGGCUCAGGCGCCCGCAGCUCCGGAGCCCACCCGCUGCCGGGCCCGCCUCGCCGCCUGGAUCCGGGAGCCGGGGCACGGCUUGAAGCGGCGGCGGCGGCGGCGGCACCGGCAGGAGCAGCAUGGGGAGGAGGAUGCGGGGCGCCGCCGCCACCGCGGGGCUCUGGCUGCUGGCGCUGGGCUCGCUGCUGGCGCUGUGGGGCGGGCUGCCGCCGCCGCCGCCGCGAACCGAGCUGCCAGCCUCCCCGCCGCCCGAACACCGACUCCUCCGGCGUCCGGCCGGGAGUGGCAGCCCCGCACCCGCGCCUCGUUUCCCUCUACCCCCGCCCCUGGCUUGGGACUCCCGCAGCGGCUCCCUGAAAACUUUCCGGGCGCUGCUCACCCUGGCGGUGGGCGCAGACGGCCCGCCCCGGAGCCGCCCCGGAGAGCGCCGGCGGCGGCACGUGCCAGCCGGGCAGCGGGGGCCGGCGGAGCGCGCCACGGUGCACGGCGGCGUCUUCUGGAGCCCCGGCCUGGAGGAGCAGGUGCCCCGGGGCUUUUCCGAAGCCCAAGCGGCGGCGUGGCUGGAGGUGGUGCGCGGGGCCCGGGUGGUGGCCCUGGAUCGCGGGGGCUGCGGGCGCAGUUCGAACCGACUGGCCCGCUUUGCCGACGGCACCCGUGCCUGCGUCCGCUACGGCAUCAACCCGGAGCAGAUCCAGGGCGAGGCCCUGUCCUACUACCUGGCGCGCUUGCUGGGCCUCCAGCGCCACGUGCCGCCGCUGGCGCUGGCCCGGGUGGAGGCUCGAGGCGCGCAGUGGGCGCAGGUGCAGGAGGAGCUGCGCGCCGCGCACUGGACCGAGGGCAGCGUGGUGAGCCUGACGCGCUGGCUGCCCAACCUCACCGACGUGGUGGUGCCGGAGCCCUGGCGCUCCGAGGACGGCCGCCUGCGACCCCUGCGCGACACCGGCGGCGAACUGGCCAACCUCAGCCAGGCAGAGCUGGUGGAUUUGGUCCAAUGGACCGACCUGAUCCUCUUCGACUACCUGACGGCCAACUUCGAUCGACUCGUCAGCAACCUCUUCAGCUUGCAAUGGGACCCGCGCGUGAUGCAGCGCGCCACGAGCAAUCUGCACCGCGGACCGGGCGGGGCGCUGGUGUUUCUAGACAACGAGGCGGGUUUGGUGCACGGUUACCGGGUAGCCGGCAUGUGGGACAAGUAUAACGAGCCGUUGUUGCAGUCGGUGUGCGUGUUCCGCGAACGGACCGCGCGGCGCGUGCUGGAACUGCACCGCGGUCAGGACGCCGCGGCCAGGCUGCUGCGCCUCUACCGGCGCCACGAGCCUCGCUUCCCGGAGCUGGCCGCGCUGGCGGACCCCCACGCUCAGCUCCUGCAGCGCCGCCUCGACUUCCUCGCCAAGCACAUUUUGCACUGCAAAGCCAAGUACGGCCGCCGGCCGGGGACUUAGCUCUUCAUGGAAGACCGGGAGACCCGAGGUUUGAAUUCAAUCGCACUCACUACCCAUGGAUGGGGACGGUAGCGACCCACGCCCGGCCAGUGGCCUGAGCGCCAAGGUGUCUGAAAACUUCUUGUGCUUCACCCACCUGUCCCUUCCUUUUCAUUCCACGCCUUUUCCAAGUUCGGAGAUGGGCGAGAUGCUUCACAUUCCCUUUCACUCUUGUUUAGAAAAGGAUUCUUUUCCGGUGUCCGGUGAAGAUUGGAUCCGAUCAAAAAAAAAGCAACUGGCUGCUGGGGUUGCCCCGCCCCACAACUCUCCCUUCCCCAAAAAGGAAAACUUCCGUGGGAGCCCUUGAGCUAAUUCUGCAGUUUCCUACCAAAUGCAGCGCUGGUGACACCCCCUCCCCACCGCCGUCGCCUCCUCUCCCCUCCCCGAGCAAGGCGGUGACACUGUCUGGUGGAGCCCCCUUCCUGUGUUCUCCCUUUGUUCCAGCGCAGCAAUGGUGAGAUCACUGUUCAUUGCCGGGAUAGGACAAAGAGAGCGAGACCUCCACGCCCUGGGGAGCCCUACAGACCCUGACAAUUUGUCUGACUCAUUCCUGAACUUCUGUCGGUUUUGCCCCCAGGGGGUGUGAAUUCAGGACUGGAUCUAUCUAUGCACUGAGUCACAUAAUGAAUUUCUCCCUGCCCUUCCUCACUGACCAAAAUGUUGACAAGGAUGAUGGUUCACCAGAAGAAGAAGA